CUCUUACUGACUGCAUGUGAGGAAAGGAGCACCUGCCCAGGAAUUGAUGGAUCUUGUUCAACCCCAGAAUCAGCCUGUCAGUCAAAGGGCUUUAGACUGUCUAUCUGAAAUGUUGGCACAAAGUUGCUCCACAAGCAACUUAAAGUUUAUAUGUGAGUUCAAGCCUGGGCCUAGUCCACCACAGGCAUCGGAGGAUGAAGAUAACAACUACAAUACAGACUGUCAAUCAGUGUCAGUCAUCCUCCCUGCACAAUGCAGUGUCUAUCAGCUUCGCCUGAGCAUCUGCAUGCUGGCCCAGGAAAAUAAUUGCCAAGCAGAACCACUUGAAAUACUAGAUCAAGAAAAGUACUCUCUACUAUAUGCCAAAGAGGGAGACUGGUAUGAGGCCUUUGAUGAUAGUGAGGUUAUCAGAUCAUUGGACAUUCCAAUGUCACAGGAUGACACUGGACAGCUAUCAGCACACAUAGUGGUAAAACGGCUCAUGGCGUCUGAUUCAGAGGUGAUAAAGAAACAACAGCAGUGUCUGGCUUAUCUGAUUGGACACAAUCUGGAUGAAGAAGCAUCUGACAGACUUAGUGAGCCCAAAUUCACGCGCAGGAAACUGGUGACGAUGAGGACACAAGAGCUGAGGAAACGGGAUGACCUGUUGUAUGCCACUGAGCCUUGGAUUACAUGCGCCCCUCUUCCAAAUGACCUACAAGACACCCCUAACAUCAAGCUACCUGUCACCUUUCAUUUCCUCAACAAAAUCAGCUUCAGCAUACAGGUGGAUUUAAGUGCAACACCGACUGUUCUUUUAAAAGUUUUUAGAAGAGUGAUGGCCAACCAGAGGGUUUAUUAUGACACCUCUGAUAAUCUGAUUUUGAAAAUCUCUGGCAGGGAGGAGUUUUUAUCUGGAGAUCAGCCCCUCAGUGAUUUCCUUUGGGUUCGACAGUGUUUGAAAAACAAACAAGACCUCCACCUCUCUGUUGUCCCUGUGUCACAAGUUCUUGAUCAGACAGUUGAGUUUGUAGACUGGCCACUCAUUAAUGAUUCCAGUGGUCAGUUCAGCUCCCAAGAUGACCUCUGCCUCAAGGGAAAGGAUUUGGAAGACAUCUUCAAGAUAUCGCUAUGGGAUUGCAACAGAAAACUCAGAGUCAAAUUGCUCGGCUUUGAUAUCCCAACACUUCCAAAUAAAUGUCCUCAGUCUGUUUAUGUAAGUGCCUCUGUACUAUAUGGUAACAAGGUCCUCUCUUCAGUGUCCUCCGUUCCCAAAGACUUCGCAGAUGAAGUACUGUGGAAUGAGUGGUUGAACUUUGAUGUUCUCCUCAGGGACCUACCACGUGGAGCCAAGCUUGGUUUCACUAUCAUUGGUAAUGGUGGUGAUUACUCCUCAGUAACCAAAGACUCAAAGUCAACAUCAUCUUCAGGCAAUAAAGCGCCAAACAAACAGAAAGGGAAGGUGCUUUACUUCGUUAAUCUUCUCCUCAUAGAUCACAGGUCUGUCCUUACCCAGGGUCCCCACACACUCCACAUGUGGUCCUACCCUGACCUAGAGGAAGAGGCCAUCACCUAUCAGGCAGACAAGCUGUCCUCUGCUACUAACCCAGACAUAGCUGACUGCAUGGCUAUCAGCUUCCACCUCGACCACUACAGUCUCCCAGUUGUUCUCCCAAAUAGAUUAAGUUCUUCUGAAUGUUCUAACAGUCCCACAUCCAAUGUGAACAUGACUCAAUAUUUUCCUUCCCAUUACGCAUUCCCAGAUUCACCUUUCUCACCCACUUCCACCUCAUCCAGCAGAGAUUCUUCCUCUCCACAAGAGAAUAGUCUCCAAGAAUCAAUAACUGAACAUGCAACUCUUAGAUCUUCAUCUCCAGUCAUUGGCAUCAACAGGGAUGGUUUUAACCAAAGAUCCCGGGAGGAAAGCUUAUGUAAUGCUUCCAUAUUACCUCAUUACCUGCGCAAUGUUGAUUGGAUGAAUCACAGAGUGGUUGAGGAUGUCCACCAACAGUUGGAAAACUUGGAUCCUGGGGAACUCGAUGUCACAGUGGCCCUGGAGCUGUUAAGUAUAGACUUUGCUGAUGUUCUCGUCAGGAGACUAGCGGUCAAGAAGUUGAAGAGCCUCUCAAAUGAUGAUGUCUUGAAGUAUUUGCUGCAGCUGGUGCAGACCCUCAAAGUUGAACCUUAUCAUGGCAGUUACUUGGCUCAGUACCUCAUCCAAAGAGCUCUGGGGAGCAAGAGAAUCGGCCACUUCUUCUUCUGGUAUCUCCGCAGUGAGGUGGCAGGAUGUCCUUACUUCCGCCAACGCAUGGCUGUGAUACUUGAGGCAUACCUUUUAGGCUGUGGUCAGGCAAUGAUUGACAGCUUUAACAAACAGGUCCAGGCUGUGGUUUCCCUGCAGGAGGUUGCUAUAAUGAUUAAAAACAUCUACCCUGACAAGACUGACCUUUCUCCUACUGCUCAUCUCAAAGUUCAAGAGCUCCUUAGAAACUGCAGUCUGCCCGAGGAGUUCCUGCUGCCCUUUGACCCCCGCAUAAAAGUUGGGAAGAUACUGCUAGACAAAUGCAAAGUGAUGGCCUCAAAGAAGAAGCCUCUUUGGUUGGAGUUUUGUCCCUUGCCAUCACCAACCCCUACUCAACCCGUUGGAAUUAUUUUCAAAGAGGGGGAUGACCUCAGGCAGGACAUGCUGGUUAUCCAGACACUGGCAGUGAUGGACUCCAUCUGGCAGGAGAAAUCUCUUGAUCUUAACCUUAUUCCAUAUGGCUGUAUUUCAACAGGACACAAUACAGGCAUGAUUGAGAUUGUGAGAAAUGCAGUGACCAUUGCAACAGUCCAGAGGAACCAUGGAGGAACAACUGGGGCCUUCAGAAAUGACGCUCUGUUUGAGUGGCUGAAGUCCAAAUGUCCAUUCCAGGAAAUUCACUACAAGAUAGUGGAGAGGUUUGUGAAUUCCUGUGCCGGUUACUGUGUGGCCACAUAUGUACUGGGUAUAGGAGAUCGGCACAAUGACAACAUCAUGAUUACGGCUGAAGGAAACCUGUUUCACGUUGACUUUGGACACAUCCUGGGUAACACAAAGCACUUCCUUGGGGUAAACAGGGAACGUGUACCAUUCGUCCUCACUCCUGACUUCCUCCAUGUCAUGGGCAGAGGAAAAGGUGGCAACAGCCUCUACUUCCAGCAGUUCAGGGACACAUGCACCCAAGCUUACCUCUCCCUGCGCUCCCAUUCUCAUCUGCUCGUCACCCUUUUCUCCCUCAUGCUACUGACCGGCAUCCCUGAGCUGAGCGCUGCGGAGGACAUGCGCUACCUGCGUGAGGCACUCCAGAUGAAACAUAGUGAAGCAGAGGCUAAGAAGCAUUUCCUGCAGCAAAUCUCUGUUUGUGAACAUCUUGGAUGGACAGUGCAGGCCAACUGGUGGAUCCACAUGUUUGCAGGCAUCAAGUAAACUGAUAACAGAAAACCUCUUCGGGACUGACAAAACUUUUUUGAGAAAUAUUCUACUGAUUCUCGAGACAUGGAACAAAACAUGUCCAGCAUUUGUGGAUGCUAUUGCAUUAAAAGAUGAAAUUAUUGUUAAUUCUAUUUGCUCUGUGGUAUGAAUAUUAGAAUGCAUUUAACACAAUUAUUUGAUUCAAUUUCAUUUAUGUCAUCAUUAUAUUAAAUCUAUGUCCCUUACUCUUUUCCAAAUACAUCUAAAACAGUGUCCACAGAGAGGGGUUCAAUCAUUCCUUUAAUGGAUACAAAUUGUUUUUUUAAGGAUUUAAAAAAGAGCUUAUUCCAUUAAAAAUAAAACCUAUUAAUAUUUUUGUCACAGCAAAGUUGAUUUUCAAUGACUCAUGCAUUUUUUUAAGUUUCAAAGUUGUUUCACCAAUUGUUGUAGAACUGUCAGACAUUCAUUAAAAUCUUAUAAAAACAGACAAUAAUAGGAGCAGCUGUCAUUCUGAAAGACUCUUGUAUGUUGUAUAGUUUUAGAGUAUUUAAAUCUUGAUGUCAAUAUUUCCUGUGCUACAACCUUACUGUGUCAUCACUGUCUUCCAAUUUCUGAGGAAACUAUUUGAAAUAUUAAGAUGUUUUUAUUCUAUCAAAGUUGCUUCACUUGGUAUCUAGUAUCAAGCUGAAAACAAAAUGGCUCCAACAUAAACUCUGUGUUUUGUGAAAAAAAUGGAAAUAACAAUUUGCAAGGUAGUGCAUACGGCGUUUUACAAACCGAGUAGUUGUCUGUUUUUAAAUCAUGCCAAACCUUCAAUAAUAAUAAUGAUUAUCAGGUUUAUUGGUAACACUUUACAAUAAUGGUACACUUUUUUAGUAAAUGAAUGCUUAAUUAAUCUUGAAGUCAUCAGGACUCACGAUGAAUAUCUGCAUGAAUUAUUGAUUAAUUUGUGUUUAAUAUAGGCCUACCAUUAGUUAAGCAUUGUUAAUUAACCGUUACUUCAUACCUCAAUUCAUGUAAACAAUACACCCUUGUAAAAAUUAUUAAAAAUAUAUUACACUGCUAUAUAUAUGUGCUAUAACAUGUAAUUUAUCUUUUUGUGAUAUUGUGUUGACACUGCAAAAGUUUGUGUAA
This is a messenger RNA of Notolabrus celidotus (New Zealand spotty), 4546 nucleotides long. Its product is annotated as phosphatidylinositol 4,5-bisphosphate 3-kinase catalytic subunit gamma isoform. Gene Ontology annotation, molecular function: 1-phosphatidylinositol-3-kinase activity; 1-phosphatidylinositol-4-phosphate 3-kinase activity. Lineage: Eukaryota; Metazoa; Chordata; Actinopteri; Labriformes; Labridae. The transcript has 13 exons. Gene Ontology annotation, biological process: cell migration; phosphatidylinositol 3-kinase/protein kinase B signal transduction; phosphatidylinositol-mediated signaling. The record is from RefSeq and is a predicted model, not a curated record. Bases 47 to 3427 code for a protein of 1126 amino acids. Gene Ontology annotation, cellular component: cytoplasm; phosphatidylinositol 3-kinase complex, class IA; phosphatidylinositol 3-kinase complex, class IB.